Molecule: messenger RNA, 1534 nt
Organism: Alnus glutinosa
Lineage: Eukaryota; Viridiplantae; Streptophyta; Magnoliopsida; Fagales; Betulaceae
Product: small ribosomal subunit protein mS79 (rPPR3b)-like
Exons: 1
Coding region: 162-1301 (379 amino acids)
Molecular function (GO): protein binding
Source: RefSeq, a predicted model, not a curated record
AAAAAUGAAUAGCUCAAUGCUCUAAAACCCUCUCUAUCCUCGGUUUCAGCCUCAUCAAACCCUCUCAAAACCCCAAGACCCUGACGCACCCGGAGGGACAGAGCCUACCAAUCCAUUGCCGCUGUUUUCACGCCGUCAUUUCUCUUCCUACACCUAAAACGAUGUCGCUGCCUCGCAUCUUCCGCCGCGCUUUCUCCACCUCCGUCGAAUCCGACUCCACACCUUCCCUGAAAUCCAUUUCCCGCGAUCUCUACAAGGAGCGCAGCCUCAAACAACUCGUCCAGAAGUUCAAGAAGUCCUCCGAGAUAAAACUGUUCCGCACCAAAACCAACAUAUACAAAGACAUGGUCCAUCGGCUCGCUUCGGCGAAAUGCUUCAACUGGAUCGAAGAGAUCCUCGAACACCAAAAGAAGUACGAGGAUAUCUCCAAAGAAGGCUUCUCGGCCCGACUCAUAAAUCUAUACGGGAGAUCAGGCAUGUUCGAGCAGGCCCAGAAAGUGUUCGAUGAAAUGCAUGAGCGGAACUGCGAACGCACAGUGUUAUCGCUCAAUGCGCUUUUGGGGGCGGGUUUGAACUCGAAGAAGUUUGACUUGGUUGGUGGGCUUUUUGAGGAGUUGCCAAAGAAGUUGUCCAUUGAACCGGAUUUGGUUUCGUAUAAUACAGUUAUUAAGGCGUUUUGCGAGAUGGGUUCGUUUGAUUCGGCAGUUACAAUGCUUGAUGAGAUGGAGAAGAAGGGUGUGGAGCCAGAUUUGAUUACAUUCAAUACCCUUUUGCAUGGGUUAUACGGGAAGGGUCAGUUUUUGGAUGGUGAAAAGAUAUGGGAUCUAAUGAAGAAGAAGAAUGUUGUUCUGGAUGAUAGGAGUUACAAUGCAAAGUUGCUUGGGUUGGCGUUGGAGAAGAAAACCAAAGAGGCAGUUGAGUUAGUCGAAGAAAUGAAGAGUAAGGAAGUCGAACCAAGCCUGUUUAGUUUCACUGCUGUGAUUAAAGGAUUUGUUAAUGAAGGGAACUUGGAGGAAGCUAAACUGUGGUACAAUAAGAUAGAGCAGAGUGGCCUUGCCCCGGAUAGAGUGAUUUUCAAUAUUCUUAUUCCCUUUUUUUGUGAGAAGGGUGAGGUGGACCUUGCCUUCAAGCUGUGCAAGGAAAUCCUACAAAGGAAGUUCCUUGUUGAUGUUUCGUUAUUGCAGCUUGUGGUGGAUGGACUGGUUAAGGAGUCUAAAAUGGAGGAAGCCAAGAAGCUUGUGGAGCUGGGGAAGUUUAAUAAGUACGCUCGUUAUAGUCUGAAAUUGCCCUCAGAUGAGUAGUACAAUCGCUUUUUGUUGGCCUUUUGUCCCGUAGGCCAAAUGCUUAAUGGUGCUACAACAAAUUUCGAAAAUGCAGGGGUUUUGUGGGAGCUGGAAAGGUUGAGCUAUUCUUGUUUUAGUCUGAAAAUGCCAUUGGACAAGUAGUGCAACGGCAAUUCAAUUCUUAGUUAAUCUUGUUUAAGCCAUGUAUUCUGACAAUUUAUCCGCUAUCUACUGUCUUUUCUUGCUGAAUG